Ixodes scapularis (black-legged tick) is the source of this 2145-nucleotide messenger RNA. RefSeq lists its product as uncharacterized. The coding region runs from base 245 to 1801 and encodes 518 amino acids. The transcript has 3 exons. The record is from RefSeq and is a predicted model, not a curated record. Gene Ontology annotation, molecular function: zinc ion binding. Lineage: Eukaryota; Metazoa; Arthropoda; Arachnida; Ixodida; Ixodidae.
AGGGAGCGGCCAUAGCCGUCUACCGCGACCUCUAGUGGCUGGCCGGUGUCAGCGCCAUGCCGAGCUGUGGGCGACGAGUGUCCAUGCGUGAAUCUACCUGAACGGCCUGUGCUACAGCGCGUUUCCACGAGCCGUUUUCCCCAUAUUUUAUUGGACGAACUGUUUAUUUUAUCUUUUAUACAUCUUUUCGCUACCCUGGAUUUUUCUAGUCCGCAUAUAAGUUGUUUUUUACGCUUUCGGAAGGAUGGCGUCCGCCCGUGCGACUGCCGGAGCGGCUAUCACGCCGCCGACGCCGCCGUCGAAGCCGCCGGUACUGAUCAGAGAUGGCGAGUACUAUGCUCACCCAGAAGACGUCACUAUGUGGAUUGACGACAUCAGACUGUGGCCUGGUAUCAGGCAGGCCGACAUUGUUUACUAUUUACUUAGUACACAAGCAUGCGACCUCAAGGAUGUGAAAGCUUUCAAGAGCCUGGAUUCAUACAACUAUCUGCAGUGUGGGUGGGUCGGGGCCCUGAGUGUGCACCAGGUAGACGAGGCUGUCACCUACAUCAAAGGCCAAGUGAAGCCGUCGCAGGCUGUUAACAAUCCUGCAAAAAAUGUGUGGGUGUGUGCGAAGAACACUGGAGAAGUGAUAACGGCUGGCUGCACUUGCAUGGCAGGUCAGGCUAGAGUGUGCAGCCAUGUUGGUGCAGUCUUGUGGAAAGUAGACCUGGCUGUUGCCAGAGGCAUGACAGGCCUCAGCUGCACAGACAGUGAAGCACAGUGGAAUAAGGGUACGAAGCGAAAUGUAGAGCCUGGGAGGCUAAGUAAGAUCACAUUUAAGCUUGAAAAAAGGACUGUGGAUGAACCUACCCAAGCUAGCCAGCUAAGGCCUCUGAAGACUGUGAUGGACGCUGCCCAGCUAAAAUCUCUUCAUGAGAACUCGCCAUAUCCAGGGCUUUUCCAAGUUCCGGGAACACUUCUGUACCAGUCCCUCAAUGCACCAGCACGCAAGCAACGGAACGAGGUGGCACAAGACAGAACUAGGGAUCACACUAGCCACGAAGAUGUUGACAGCCUUCCUCGAAGCUGUACCGCUUGCAACAGUUUCUAUGAAAAAUUUGUAAUGCUGAGCCCUGCAGCAGCAGUCCUCCUUGAGGGGGAGACAAGGCUGCAGUCGGCCACACCCCUCUGGCACAUAGCAAGACGGGUUAGGCUCACCGCUUCCAAAGUCAAGGUGGUGCCCAUUCGCCCAACAACAUCGUUGGAGAAAUCUGCAUCAAGUGUAGUGUGCCCCAAAUUCGCAGGAAAUGCAUCCACGCGCCAUGGACAGAUCUACGAGCCUGUCGCACGAGCUCAAUUUGUGCGGGACUAUAAGCUGAGUGUCAACCAGUGCGGAACGGUUAUCUGCAGCCACAUGCCAUGGCUUUCUGCCAGUCCAGACGGCAUCAUUGAAGACUGUGAUGCGCUUCUUGAAAUCAAGUGCCCAGAUACGGACGACUGCCUCAAAACGCCAGCCAAGUAUGAUUUGAAGCUCACAGGGGACAGAGUGUAUGACCUGCUUCAAAAUGGACAUAACAGAUUCUAUGCACAAGUGCAAUUCCAGAUGCUUUGCACAGGGAAGAAGACCUGUUUCUUCUACAUCUGGAGCAUUAAAAGUGCAACCGUCGUGAAAGUGAAGCUUAACGAAGAGUACAUCACGAACAACAUGCCACGAAUGAGAAGGUUCUACUUCACCGAAAUGCUGCCACGCAUUGAGAGGCUGUACGAGCAAGGACUGUUGACGAUUGAAGGACGAUAUAGGCAGCUCAGUGCAAUGUAGGUACCGCAGGCCUAGAGACCAGUAUGUAACCAUUACUUUCUGUCCCGUUUCCUGGCCAGAACUGGACCUGAGUGAAGACGUUUUGUGUGUUCUUUCGGUUAGAGUGAUAAAAAUUUGUGUGUUCCACCUCGUGCUGUUUGUCUGGGGGAUCGGGGCACAUUAUUUUUAGCCUGGAGAUUCUCCAUUGUUUCUCUAUUCGGAAAACCAGUGAAUGUUUUUCGGCGUCUAUUUAGUUUACAAAAAUUGGUGUCUUUGGCAAUUUCUUUUGAAUGGAUGCUAAAAGCUGUGAUGAUCGGUUAAAAAUUAAGACUUCAUAUCUACUUCUUACAAUUUCUAUGCACUCU